UUUUCUUUCUUUCUUUCUUUAUUUAUUUUCUAUUCAUUAAAUUAAUGAGUGAUUUUGAUAUAACAAAUAUUCGAGGAAAGGAUUCCUUUCUUGCUUCCUUAAAAAAACGCAAGUAGAAAAGCUUCAAUUAGCGUUAGUUUAUUACGUAUACACAUAUUUAUCAACGUCUUUUAUAAUUAUUAUUUACUAUAUACAGGGAAAGCACUCGGCUUGUCAGAGUCUGAUUCUGAUUCUGAAGAAGAAAAUAGAGUAUCGAAUAAAAGAUCCAAAAAUAACAAGUUAUUUGGGCUAGAUCUAUUAGAUGAUGAUGAAGUGGAUAAUGAUCGAUUAGGACAGAAUGAUCAUGAUGCAAUGUCAAAUGAGUCUAUCAAUAAUAGCAGCAAUACAGAUACACUAACGUUAAUACUGGAUGAUAACGAACUUACAUCUUUACCAUCGCAACAACAACAACAACAACAAGAAGAAGAAGAAACAAAAACAAAUCUUAAUCCUUUCCUUUCUCAAACAUCAGAGCUUGAAUAUCUAGAAGUCAUAUCCGAACCGUCUUUUACACAAUCGUUAUUAAAAAACAACCAUGAUAGAGCUAGUCCUUUAGCAUCCACUUCAAAAAAAGUAACAACUAAAAUAGACAAAAAUAUUCCUGUAAUUGAUUUGUCUGACGAUGAAAACAAUGAGGAAUUUAAUAUACCAGAUGCAGAUAUUGACGAUCUAGAUCCUGAUUUAGCUGCAAUAAUGUCAAAUAAUUCAACACUUUCUUCUUCUUCACCAGCUGUGGAUGAAAGUCAGCCACAAAAGAUAUAUCUUAAAAUUCAAUAUGAAGUACCCAAUCUUGAUACAUUAAGUGAAUUAGCGAAAUCAGAAGUGCUGAAGAGAUUAAAGCCUGUUAAAAUGUUAAUUCUGGAUAAUCUUCAAUUCGGUAAAGUUUUAGAUAGCUUUUGUAAGCAUCGAAAUUUAAUAAAGACAGAUAUGGUUCUUGUAUAUAAUGGUGAACGUGUUUACCCAAGCGCAACACCAGCAGGUAUAGGUAUGAGCGUGACUAAAACAAACUCUAUGUUUGUUUACCCCAUGAGUAGCUAUGCUUAUUUAUUAGAGAAAAGGCAGCAAGAAAAAGAAGAAAAGAUGAAACAAUUAGCAAUACAAAAAGAAGAUGACAUAUUUGAUCUAGCCAAGUUUGAGUCCUUUAAUGAAAAUAAAGCAAAUGAUGACAAUAAUGAAAACAAAUUAGUUCUUACGUUAAGAGGAAAUGACAAUGAUGUUCGAUCUUUCCGAGCAAGACCUACCACUCGUUUACAAACCAUCAUUUUAGAUUAUAAACAGUUGAAAGGAAUCACAGCAGAUAUUAAAUUAUCUUUUGAAGGUGAAAUAUUAGAUCCUAAUUUGACUAUUGAGGAAACAGAAUUAGAGGAUGAAGAUCUUAUUGAAGUUAUUACUUAAUAAAUAUAUUAUUUAUUAAGAAUGUAAAUG
Molecule: messenger RNA, 1464 nt
Organism: Cokeromyces recurvatus
Lineage: Eukaryota; Fungi; Mucoromycota; Mucoromycetes; Mucorales; Mucoraceae
Exons: 5
Coding region: 352-1434 (360 amino acids)
Biological process (GO): protein sumoylation
Cellular component (GO): nucleus
Molecular function (GO): ubiquitin-like protein ligase binding; protein tag activity
Source: RefSeq, a predicted model, not a curated record